CGGUUCUCUGCUAGUGCUGCGGAUUGGACUCACGGCCCGGGCGUGAUGGUAGUGGGCACGGGCACAUCGCUGGCGCUGUCCUCUCUCCUGUCCCUGCUGCUCUUCGCCGGGAUGCAGAUGUACAGCCGCCAGCUGGCCUCCACCGAGUGGCUGACCAUUCAGGGGGGCCUGCUUGGCUCUGGCCUCUUCGUCUUCUCUCUCACUGCCUUCAAUAAUCUGGAGAAUCUUGUCUUUGGCAAAGGAUUCCAAGCAAAGAUUUUCCCUGAGAUUCUCCUCUGUCUCCUUUUGGCUCUUUUUGCAUCUGGCCUCAUCCACCGAGUCUGUGUCACUACCUGCUUCAUCUUCUCCAUGGUUGGUCUGUACUACAUCAACAAGAUCUCUUCCACCCUGUACCAGGCAACAGCUCCAGUCCUAACACCAGCCAAGGUCACAGGCAAGGGCAAGAAGAGAAACUAACUUUGAAUGUUCAAUAAAGUUGAUUCUUU
Nycticebus coucang (slow loris) is the source of this 485-nucleotide messenger RNA. Its product is annotated as keratinocyte-associated protein 2. The transcript has a single exon. Bases 46 to 456 code for a protein of 136 amino acids. The record is from RefSeq and is a predicted model, not a curated record. NCBI's taxonomy places the organism in Eukaryota, Metazoa, Chordata, Mammalia, Primates, Lorisidae.